CACGUCUUUGACUCCGACCACAGACAAACACCAGCAUGAGUGCCCUCGAAUAGUGUGCGUCGAGAUUUACUUCAUUCUCCCACUCGGAUCUUACGAGCGUCUAUCGACAUCAUGGAUCCACGCUGUGAAGAGAUGUCCCAUCCCAACUACGCCAACUUCGGCCUCAGUCUCUUACUCCUCGUGGGCAUCGUGGUCUCCUAUCUCCCACAACACAUUCGCAUCAUCCGCCUCCGCAGCAGCUACGGCCUGUCACCCUACUUCGUCCUCCUAGGCACGACGAGCGGCACCUGCGCCUUCGCGAAUAUCCUGGUGCUACCGAGAUCCCGCGGCGACAUUGCAUGCUGCCGGGAGCUCGAUUCAUUCCCCUGCGUAGCCGGAGUGCUGGGCGUAGCGCAGGUGGGCGUUCAGUGGUGUUGUUUUACUAUCAUUCUUCUUCUAUUCCUCAUCUUCUUCCCGCGCACUUCCAAUCCUCUCAACGACGACCAAGACGAUCCUCCAAAGGAUGAGCUCGCACCAUCGUACCAAACUGCACUGGGCGUAACCGCCAUCUCGGUCCUGCACGCCGUGAUUGUCGCCAUAUUGAGCUUCUGGUUUGUCUAUGCUCGGCCACAGCAUGCACAAGGCUGGGCCAACUUCCUCGGGAUCUUCUCGACCGUUCUUGCAUCGAUCCAAUAUUUCCCUCAAAUAUAUACCACGUUUAUGCUCAAGAGAGUCGGGAGUCUCAGCAUUCCAAUGAUGUGCAUACAAACUCCGGGCAGCUUCGUCUGGGCAGGCAGUCUGGCGUUCAGACUCGGCAGCGAAGGUUGGAGCGCUUGGGGUGUCUAUCUGGUGACAGGGUGCUUGCAGGGCAUAUUGCUCGCGAUGGGAAGCUAUUUCGAGAUCAUGCAUCACAGGCGCGAGAAGAAAGAGCUGCAGUCGAGAAUGGCGCAGGCCACUCGCGACAGGGUUGUGACAGAACAGACGCCUCUCCUCAGGGCUGAAGAUUGAAAUACAUAUACAGUCGUUUUCUCAAACACCAUCCCAUAUGUCACGACGUGUCAAUUAACAAAGCGUCUCAUGUCAAAUAUGGAAUCGGCGUCCUCGAAGGCGAUGGCUCCUCAGGUGCAUGCCUUUUCCCAUCUGCGAGGGCGGUCAUCUCCUCCAGCUCCUUAUCCGUGGUCCCAUCAAGAGCGGGCUGGCCGUUCUCCGAUGUAUAACGUGCAUCGGAUAAGCUGAUACCAUACUUGAAGAAAUCAAAAUGUUCC
This is a messenger RNA of Exophiala xenobiotica, 1244 nucleotides long. RefSeq lists its product as uncharacterized. The record is from RefSeq and is a predicted model, not a curated record. Lineage: Eukaryota; Fungi; Ascomycota; Eurotiomycetes; Chaetothyriales; Herpotrichiellaceae. The transcript has 3 exons. Bases 112 to 987 code for a protein of 291 amino acids.